ACACCACUGAACCCACUUAAUUUCAGUAAAUAAAAAAAUGUUUCAAAUAACAGUGCUAAUAGGAGCUUUGACGGUUGUAACUGUUAAUAGCAUACCUUCGUUACCUGUUAACGAUCCAUUGAUCGUGGAAACAACUGGCGGCAUUCUUCGUGGAGAACGUUUGUCCUGUGGCCUGCUCUGCAAUUAUUUCAGUUUCAAGGGUAUACCUUAUGCUAAAGCUCCCGUUGGUGAAUUGCGUUUCCGUGCACCACAACCACAUGAAGGUUGGGAAGGGAUUCGCAAUGCUAAUGAGCACACAGUCUCGUGUCCACAAAAUGUGCCAUUAGUAAAUAACGAGGAUGAAGAUUGCCUAUCCUUAAAUGUUUACUCGCCAAAUAUGAAUGGACGCAGACCGGUUAUGGUGUGGGUGUAUGGUGGUGCGUUUGCACUCGGAAGUGGAGAUUCUUCUAUUUAUGGUCCAAAUUUUAUCGUUGCUGAGGAUGUUCUCAUGGUGUCAAUGAAUUAUCGAGUGGGUGCAUUGGGAUUUUUGAGCACUGGCGAUAAGCAUGCACCAGGAAACUAUGGAUUGAAGGAUAUUGUUUUGGCAUUAAAAUGGGUUCAGGACAACAUUGCCCAAUUCGGUGGCGAUCCAGAUAACGUAACGAUUUUCGGUGAAUCAGCUGGUGGUGCAGCAGCUCAUUAUUUAAUUCUUUCACCUUCAGCCAAAGGACUCUUCAAGAGAGCUAUUUCACAAAGUGGGUCAGCUUUAAAUCCAUGGGCAUAUCAAACGCAUCCCGAAAAUGUUGCACAUCAAUUAGCUAAAGAUAUGAACAUAACAUUUGUUGACAAUGAAGACUUGAUCAGACAGCUCCGUCAAGUAAAGCCAAUCGAUAUGAUUCGAGUGACACCCGGUGUUUUACAGUUUCAAAUACCUCGUGGCCUUACACCAAUUCCAUUCGUUCCUUGUCGUGAUCCCGCAAAUAUCGAUCCGUCCGAAGUGUUCCUUACCGGUGAACCGAUUGAUUUGAUGAAUUCUGGUACAUUUAAUCAUGUGCCAUACAUAACUGGUUUCAACGACGCAGAAAGUCUAUUCCAAGUCAUUGAGGAAAUCCUGGAUCCAAAUGUAUUCAAUGUGUUCAAUGAAAAUCCGCAUAUCCUGAUCCCGUUACAGUGGAAUGUUUCCGCCGAUUCUCCGGAAUCUAGAAGCAUGGUUAAUGAAAUUUCGCAGUUUUAUUUUGAUGGACGUCCAUUGUCUACAGCAAACCGAUAUGAAUACACUCAAUACAACACAGAUUUAAUGUUUGCUAGGGGAAUCGAUAUGACGGCCAAUAUUCAUUCGAAAAAACAGGUGGAUCCCGUAUUUUACUAUAAGUUCAGCUUUACAGGAGUUUUGAAUUUCCUGAAAAACUUGCUAUCGUUAAACCGCUAUCCUGGAGCAGUUCACGCUGACGAACUUGGAUAUUUGUUCCAAAUCACCAGCAUACCAGCGCCAAUUUUACCAACCAAUCCUGCUGCUCGUAUGAGUCGUUUAUUGGUUCGGUUAUGGACCAAUUUUGCUAAAACUGGCCAACCUACGUCACUCAAUGAUCCGAUUGCUUAUGUUCAAUGGCCCCGAGUCUCCGGAAAUCAACAAUAUCUUGAACUUGGAUCGAAUGUACAAGCUGGAACGAAUCCACAUGGUGAACGUUUGCGUUUUUGGAAUGAUUUGAGAGCUAGAUACAACUGAAUAAAUGAUUGAAGAUAAUUGAUG
Molecule: messenger RNA, 1729 nt
Organism: Bradysia coprophila
Lineage: Eukaryota; Metazoa; Arthropoda; Insecta; Diptera; Sciaridae
Product: juvenile hormone esterase-like
Source: RefSeq, a predicted model, not a curated record